AUGUUAAUUAUAUAAUUAAAGCUUAAAAUUACUAAACAAACUAUUAGAAAAAUAACCUAAAGGAUUUAGUAAGACUAUAAGAUUGAUUUAGAGGAAAGAAACCCUAAAAAGGUAUAUUAAUAUAAUAAUUUAUAGGGAAAUCGUAUCUUGAAUAAAUUGAAAACAUUUUUUAUUAUUAAAUUUUGCAAACUUACUUUAAUAACAAAUUGUUUAAUUAUUGAAUGA
Messenger RNA from Paramecium sonneborni, 225 nucleotides. NCBI's taxonomy places the organism in Eukaryota, Ciliophora, Oligohymenophorea, Peniculida, Parameciidae. The record is from the annotation of a GenBank genome assembly.